GAAAUAAACAAGCUUGUCAAGUUUAUCAUCCUAUAAACAGUUUUAGUGUCAAUUUUAAAAUAAUUUUUUUAUAAAUCUAAACCAAUAAAGCAACAAAAAUGUUUAGCGAGCAUAAAAAUUCUUAUCUCCAGCUUCAUUGCAGCGGAAUGAAUCCAAGAAUCAUUAACAGAUCCGUCGAUUUAGCUCGAUGUCAAUUAACAGUUGACUCCGGAGAUUUUGAACCGCCUUGGCAUCGGUUAGUUUCAGAACAACCCUGUAUUCCCGUCCAAAAUGUUGACGUGCUUCGAAGACCUUUAGGUUUCGGACGAUGGGCAAUGCCAAAAUUGCGUAGAGAACUUCACCACCCCGAUGAAAUCAUUGUCAUAGCAGCUCUUACAACAUUCAUUGAUUUAUUAAAAAACCCAGAACGCGGAGCUGAAGCAAUAACACUACGCGUACCAGAUAGAAUAACUGAUUUAUUAAAUCAUGAAAACCCUGUAAUUAGAGAACGAGCUUGUAUGGUUUUAGCAGUUUUAGCAGAACUCGCCGAUGGAAAAGAAGCAAUCGUUCGUCAUCCAAAGCUUUUAUACUAUUUAGCAUUAACUCUCGAUGACGUCGAAAACGCCGUUCGUAUAAAAGCAGCAACUGUAGUUGAAGUGGUCUCAGAUUUUUGGAAAGCCGCCGAAGAACUCGUAUCUUUCGGUUACGUUCCAAUCAUUUUAGACUGCGUAUCAAAAGAUUGUGAAGAAAUCGUGGUAAUCUUAUUGCGGGCUCUUAACAAUUUAAUGAACACUUGCGAUGGUAUGGAAGAAAUGUUCGAUUAUGAAGCUUUCGAUAUAUUAAUGUGUAUAUCCCAAUCUCCAAGUGUUCCUUUAAAAGUUGCCGCUUUAAAAUGUUUAGCGACGCUUUUUAACACGGCCGAAGGAAGGGAUUUGGCUUAUAGAUGUGAUGUUUUGAUUUAUUUAAAUAAAUUAUUACACUCAGAGAUCCUUGAACUGUAUCAAGCUGCACUUGAAGCUAUAAUGUUUGCAACGGUAAAAUCGGCAGCGAGAAUAAAAGCUUUAAAAGUUGUGCAUUUAUCAGAUCGUUUAGUUUGCCUUUUACAUGAUUAUUAUAAUCCACCAACACAAAUGCAUUGUUUACAGUGUUUAGUACAUUUGUGUGAACACCCAAUGUUAAGAAAACAUGUAAACGAAAACUAUUACGAUGAAAUUGCAACUUUAUACGUUGGGAGUGAUAAGGAAUUACAGAUAUUAAAGGAUAGAUUAUUAAGUGUUAUUAAUUGGCAACCCGAACAAGGUUAAAAAAAAAUGUAAAAUCAAAAUGCAACGAAAAAGAUUGUGAUAAAAUUGAUAAAAUAAAUUAUUGUGCAACUCGAUAA
This is a messenger RNA of Onthophagus taurus, 1360 nucleotides long. The record is from RefSeq and is a predicted model, not a curated record. NCBI's taxonomy places the organism in Eukaryota, Metazoa, Arthropoda, Insecta, Coleoptera, Scarabaeidae.